Messenger RNA from Melanotaenia boesemani (Boeseman's rainbowfish), 2384 nucleotides. It is a transcript of the gene dda1, whose product is annotated as DET1 and DDB1 associated 1. The record is from RefSeq and is a predicted model, not a curated record. Gene Ontology annotation, biological process: positive regulation of proteasomal ubiquitin-dependent protein catabolic process. Gene Ontology annotation, cellular component: Cul4-RING E3 ubiquitin ligase complex. NCBI's taxonomy places the organism in Eukaryota, Metazoa, Chordata, Actinopteri, Atheriniformes, Melanotaeniidae. Bases 324 to 632 code for a protein of 102 amino acids. The transcript has 5 exons.
GUUCUAAGGGCGUGGCUUAAUCAACAUCGCUACCAUCUAGCCAUCAUGCUAGCCGAAGGAGUUUUGUUUAAAUAACUUUAUGAGCAAAUGGAAUAAAAGCCUGGAUUUUUUAGGUUCUAGCGUUAUUAUUUUAGUACACACUGGGAUAUAUUAUGGAAAUAACAACGCGUGUGUGAAGGUUGCUGUUUUCUUUGUUAAGAGGACCUAUUAGGUUAGCUGUCUCAGUGAACUAGCUUGUAAGCUAGCGCCGCCAUCACGAGCAGCACAACAAACACCAAGUCAAGCCCACAAGUCGUUUCGACGUUGGACAUUUCUGUCGUAUCAUGGAGAAGGCUGAUUUCUUGAAAGGACUUCCAGUCUACAAUAAGAGCAACUUUAGCAGGUUCCACGCAGACUCUGUUUGCAAAGCAUCUAAUCGAAGGCCCUCCGUGUAUCUUCCUACACGAGAAUACCCCUCUGAACAGAUUAUUGUAACAGAGAAAACCAACAUCCUCCUGCGUUACCUCCAUCAGCAGUGGGACAAAAAGAAUGCAGCAAAGAAAAGGGAACAGGAACAAGGUGAGGGGGACAGCCCAGCACCCCCAAGGAAGAUUGCCAGGACAGAUAGCCAAGAGAUGAAUGAGGAUUCAUAAAAAUGUGUGUGUUUGUGUAUGUGUGAGGGAGAGAAUACAUGUGUAUUUGCAUAUACAGGGUGUAGUCAAUAUAAACAAAAACAAAGAAUAAUUCCACCCAAAUAAACACUUGUGGCCAUCCUGUGCACCAGCUGGAUGUAUUUUAUGAAAGGAAAUUAUGUCACCCAGAGAUUUGGGGAAAUUCCUUUCACAAAUAAUUUAUGGUGAAAAGAUGAAGUGAGCAUAAUGUAAGCAGAUAAAUGGGAACUUCAUACUGGUUUUAUAGUCACGUUGACUAUUCCCUGUUGGUCAACAUACAUGUAUGUGCUUGUGUGCAUGCUGUGAGUGUGUAUUGUGUUGAAUGUAUGAGGUGGGUGAAUAGUCGAAAAUAAUUAAAGAGCGAGGCAGACUUGACAGAAAGUCACUACUUUUUAAAGCUAACUUGUGUAGUCUGCUGUCGUUUGGAGAGUCUGCUCUGAUCUGGUUUAAUUUUUGUUACUGUUUUAAUUUUAUUAUAACCUGUUGUUUAUGUAUGGCAAUGAGCUUCCUGCCAGCCACAGUGCCCGCCCUCUCAGUUUCACUGCCCACUGCAUCCACAUGGGGGCAUUGCAACAUUUCUCCACUGUUUGCAUCUAAAAAACAAAACCAAGAAUGCACUGUGACGAAGAGCACAAAGUAAAGCCACCUUCUCCAGAAUCUCCCCUGAAAUGUGCAUUUAAGGUGAAUAUUUAGAUCAGCUUUCUGUUCUGGGGCUUGCACUCAUAGAAUAAAUGUUGAUAUGUCUAAUAAGUAUAUGUACAUCUAGCACCACCUUCUGGCUGUUGGAGACUGGUAAAAGUGGGAUUUUUCUGUUUUAAAUGUUCUUGCAGCAAAAUAUUCAAAUGGAAGAAAGAAGGAAAAUGUUCAGUUUCACAACCUGAAAACAGCACAGACAAAAAAGAAAAAUGUCAAUGAGGGAAAAGGGAAAUAAAUGCUUUAUGUGGUGUGUGAAUGGUUACCACUACUAGAAGUGAUUUAUCCAACUGAUAUGUUUGUGUCCGCAUUUUCACUGAAUGAAACAUGCCAAUGGAUACAACAGAAGAAGACCCUUACAGUAAUAAUAAUAAUAAAGAGAAGCAACCCAGUGCGUAGUACACAUUAUCUUGCCUUGCAUGUUGACCUUUUCACAGCUGAAUGUUAUGUUCCAGGACCAGUUUAAAAAAAAAUAAAUGGGUGUCAAGCUGUGGCAUUGUCUUGUGUGACUUUGGAAGCGAUCAGCCUAGAGGCCUUUCAACUUGUCAUAAUUUGGACCCCAGCUCAGGGCCCCCGUAAGCGCUACUGUUCACCCUGUGUAACAGUCCUGGAGGGUUAUGUCAGAGAACUGGCUUAGAUUGCCAUAGGGGGUUUAAAAAGGUGUUAUAUUUUCAGCCAUAGAAUGCACAAUAAGCAUGCACAGGAAAGUGCAGUAGCCAUCCUACAUUGUUCCUCAGAUCCUGUUUGUACUGGUGUCAUAAACCGCAACACCGACUAAAACUUCUCUUUUUGUUAAAUGUUCUAAUCACUGCCUAGCAGAGUCGCAUUGAAGCCUCCUGCCCUUUUUUCAGUCGAUGCUGCCGUGUGGGUUGACAGUGUGGUUCCUACCUACGGUGUAAAUACCCUGAUUUUUGAGCAUAAAUCCAUGUUAUGCUUUAGCUCUGAUAGACUGUUCAUCUGCACCCUAAGCCUUGCCCCAUCUCGUGUGUUAGAUCAGAUGUUAUUUUUAGCUUUGCUCAAAUAAAACUGGAUUGAAACUGG